This is a messenger RNA of Panthera uncia (snow leopard), 1952 nucleotides long. RefSeq names its product poly(ADP-ribose) polymerase family member 16 (gene PARP16). Gene Ontology annotation, molecular function: protein serine/threonine kinase activator activity; kinase binding; NAD+ poly-ADP-ribosyltransferase activity. Bases 832 to 1803 code for a protein of 323 amino acids. The record is from RefSeq and is a predicted model, not a curated record. Gene Ontology annotation, cellular component: intracellular anatomical structure; nuclear envelope; membrane. The transcript is spliced from 6 exons. Gene Ontology annotation, biological process: endoplasmic reticulum unfolded protein response. Lineage: Eukaryota; Metazoa; Chordata; Mammalia; Carnivora; Felidae.
UUCUGUGAGGAUAGCACGCAGGGGCGUAGGCGACUCCACCGGGGCCGCACACCUUCCGUCUGGGGACCCUUCGGGUCCCGCGGGGCGACACACCCGGCACCCGCGAGGAGGAGGGCGCGGGAAGGGGCGGGCCUUCGGCUGGGCUGGGAGGAGCGCGGAGCAGCGUGGGGAGCGUGGCAGCUAGGGGUUGUAGGCCAGGGCGCGCAGCCGGGCGUCUGCCCCGGAGUCCAUCCCGCAGGCCGGGCACCACGAGCGGACGUGCACGGCAGGCGGAACGCAGGCGGCGCCGGGGGCAGCCGGGCGAGCGCCGGAGCUUCGGAGGCGCCGUACUGGAGGCGGAACAGGAAGGCACGGGCGGCACCGCAGCUUCGCCCGGAGCGGAGGGGGGAGGGGGGGUCUUCCUCGGCUUCCCCCUGGGGGUGUCCUCCCUCCCCCCGCCCCAGGCUCCUGCAGAGGACACGUGUCAGCACGUUCCCGCCGUUGUCGUCUCAUCCCAUGUCAUAGCCCCUCCCCCAGGCCUGGGACACCCCCCCCUCCGGGCCCCAUUAUCCCCAGGCCCAACCCCCUAGGCUGACCUGCGGGCCCAGCCGGGUGCCUCUACUCGACUGGUGGGUCUCCUCGGGCAGCGAGCAUACCGGCCCGGCCCCCCGCCGAAGACACUCGUCAGCACGUUCUUACCCCGGUCGCUCUUCCCUCGGCCUAGCUCCACCCCGGGCCUGGGAACCCUGGUCUCCUCUGGCCCAUUGUCCCUGGGCCCAGCUCCGCGCUGACCGCAGGCUCGGCCCUAGCCCGUGACCCGCGCGUCUCCCCCGGCAACGCGCCGCCACCCGGAUGCAGCCAGCAGGCUGGGCGGCCGUCAGGGAGGCGGUGGGCCGCGACAUGCUGGCCGCUGACCUCCGUUGCAGCCUCUUCGCCUCGGCGCUGCAGAGCUACAAGCGCGACUCAGUGCUGCGGCCCUUCCCUACGUCCUAUGCCCGCCACGACUGCAAGGACUUUGAGGCCCUGCUUGCAGAUGCCAGCAAGCUACCCAACCUGAAAGAACUUCUCCAGUCCUCCGGAGACAAAGACAAACGUGCCAGGGAUCUGGUGAGCUGGAUUUUAUCCUCAAAGGUCCUGACAAUCCACAGUGCAGGGAAGUCAGAGUUCGAAAAGAUCCAAAAGCUGACCGGUGCCCCUCACACGCCUGUCCCCGUGCCGGACUUCCUGUUUGAAAUUGAGUACUCCAACCCAGCGAACGCCAAAUUUUAUGAGACCAAAGGAGAACGAGACCUAAUCUACGCCUUCCACGGGAGCCGCCUCGAAAACUUCCAUUCCAUCAUCCACAAUGGGCUGCAUUGCCACCUGAACAAGACAUCCUUGUUUGGGGAAGGGACCUACCUCACCAGUGACUUGAGCCUGGCCCUCAUUUAUAGCCCCCAUGGCCUUGGAUGGCAGCACAGCCUCCUUGGCCCCAUCCUCAGCUGUGUGGCUGUGUGUGAAGUCAUUGAUCAUCCAGAUGUCAAGUGCCAAAUGAAGAAGAAGGAUUCUAAGGAGAUAGAUCGCAGGAGAGCAAGAAUCAAACAUAGUGAAGGCGGAGACAUCCCUCCAAAGUACUUUGUGGUCACCAAUAACCAGCUUCUGCGAGUGAAGUACCUGCUGGUGUACUCCCAGAAGCAGCCCAAGAGCAGGGCUUCAAGCCAGCUGUCCUGGUUUUCCAGCCAUUGGUUUACGGUCAUGAUAUCCCUGUAUCUGCUGCUGCUGCUCAUUGUGAGUGCCAUCAACUCCUCAGCUUUCCAACACUUCUGGAAUCGUGCAAAGAGAUAAUCUCUCUGGUGUGGGGGCCACCUCGACCAUGUGCCUUAUGACAACCUGUUCUGUACCUCCCAUGCGCCGCGUCCAAUCAGGUGGAGCCUGGGGGCCAGUUGGGGACCACAGGACAAUUAUCAUAUGCCAUAAAUGUAUUGAUUGCCUUU